Molecule: messenger RNA, 4086 nt
Organism: Strongylocentrotus purpuratus (purple sea urchin)
Lineage: Eukaryota; Metazoa; Echinodermata; Echinoidea; Camarodonta; Strongylocentrotidae
Exons: 12
Coding region: 227-2455 (742 amino acids)
Biological process (GO): proteolysis
Molecular function (GO): protein binding; serine-type endopeptidase activity
Source: RefSeq, a predicted model, not a curated record
UUCUAAUCCUGCUGGCAGGGAAGACGCUCUGUUUCUCACAGCUUUUGCGCUCAGUCGUCGAGGAGAUCGUUGUCACUGGGGCGUUUCGAAUAUUCAGGAGCUUGGUGCUCGUCGAGGGAGUCAUUGCGGUUGGCAACUUUGUAGUUUCCAUGUUUUUCCACCGGACGGCGAAAUCGUAGAACGAUACCAGUAAAUUCUGCUUCAUCUUGUUAAGGACGAACCCGUCAUGGAUCGAUUUGUGCCAAGCUUAUUAGCGGUUCUUUGUCUGAUCGUCUCUCUUCAGUGCUCAACGGCCCGCCGCCGAGGACCCUACCAAGAAACAACAAAUUGUGGAUUCCAGAGAGCAGACCUGGCUCCUGAGUUAAUGAUCACCGGAGGCCGCAUAGCCCAAGCGGGAGAAUGGCCGUGGCAGGUGGCUUUGCUGUACGAAGAUUCCUUUCUCUGCGGCGGACAACUUAUCGUAGAGGACUGGGUCUUGACUGCAUCGCAUUGCAUCACCCACUUGAACAACCCAAUGGGACACAGUAUCAUGAUGGGUAGCAUCCACCUCAACAACUUCACCGAUGGGAGAUACACGCAGGUCAAGGAUGUCCUUGAAAUCUUUCCUCAUCCGAACUACUCUACGCUCAUCAGCGACUUUGAUCUCGCCCUCCUGCACCUAGCGGAACCUUUCGAGCUGACAGACUAUGUCCAGACCAUCUGCCUUGCCAAGGAAGGCAUGGAAGAGAUCUAUGAACCUGGUACAGCCAUGUGGGUGUCCGGAUGGGGCGCCAAACAAGAUAUGGGUGGACUUCCUAAAACCUUGCAUGAAGUGGAGAUUCCUAUGGUAGACCAUGAGCAAUGUCGGGUCAUGUACAUAGGUGAAGAUAAUAUCACACCCAACAUGAUCUGUGCUGCACCUGUAGAAGGAGGGAAAGGACCAUGUGGUGGGGACAGUGGAGGACCUCUUGUGUUAAAGAGAGGUGAUCAAUGGUGGCUAGCCGGGACUGUACUGGGUGGUAAUGGAUGCGGCAGCCCAGACUUUCCAAACGUUUUCCAGAACGUCAUCGCUUACCAGGAAUGGAUUGAACCGAUUUUCAGUAACCGUCUCCCCGAAGCCCAAACAACACGUUGCCGGGAUGAUCAGUUUAGCUGCAAGGAGGGUUGGUGCAUUGAUUACUGGAGACGAUGUAACGUGCGUGAAGACUGUAUGCUCUCCACCGAUGAACUCUACUGUGAGGAAGAACUGAAGCUGUUUGACAUGCAUUUUCUCCGUCGGCUGAGCUACAAGAGCAUCAUAAGGAAUUUUACAGUGGAAAAUUCUCUCGAGUGCGCCAAGGCAUGCGUCAGGACGAGAAAGCCGAUGAAAUGUGGAGCUUUCGACACGGUUGUUGGGCUGAACGACACUCGGAAUUGCUCGCUGGGUGUUGAAGCAUACUCUAUCAAGGAAUUAACUCAUGAAGAAGCCGAGGAGGCCGGGGUAUCCCACUUCACCUACAGAUUCUACCCAGAAGUCGGAGAGGACGAGAUAACAUAUCACAUCGGGAUGCUCAUUUCACCGAGCACCACUCGCAACUCCGACCAAGUCAAAUUCGUCUGGAACCUCAACCUGGAUGCCCCCGACUCCAACACCAUCGUCUUUACCGUCAUGAGUGUGAAGUCGUGGACAGAAGACUGCAGUAAACUUGGAAAGAGGGGCAUGCUGAUUGUAAAACCAGCAAAAAGUAGGAAGCGAAAGAAGAACAGGGAAAGGGCUGCUGAGGAACCCGACAGCAUUAACACAUGUCUGUCAGAGCUCACGAAAGGCGACAAGUUGCGAUUCCAUAGUCUUAAGGCUAAAGUGGUCUUCUACACUACCCAUCUUCGUAAAUAUGCGCUCACUCUCGAGUAUGAACCAGAAUACAACUGCACUAAGACGAUAAUGUCCCCAGGUACCCUAAAGUCCCCGAAGUACCCCGGUAAAUACCCACCUUCUCUUGAGUGCAGGUGGCACUACAAGGCGUUGCCCGGAAACGUCAUCAAUGUUCAGAUGCGCGAUUUCAUGGUCGAGAAGGUACCCGAUUGCGAGUUUGACUACGUACAGAUAUUUGAUGGGAAUACGACGGAGGCUACUCAGUUGACCGAGAAACGAUGUGGCUUUGAAUGGACAGACAUUAUCACGUCAACCAGUAAUCAAAUCCUCGUAGUUUUCGUCUCAGAUUCUGAGGUCAUGAAGACGGGCUUCAAUGCUCUAGUCACAUUCGAACGAAGCACCGGCUCAAGACGGAGAGGCCAGCGACUGACUGCAGGCGACACGGGCGACUCUGUGAAGGACUCGAACUUCGUGUUUUAUAGCCUUUGGGGGACAGCCGCUUUUGCUUUCGUUGUAAUCACUAUAUUGGGCAUUGUAUGCUACAUGUUGAAGAAACGCCUGAAUGCAGCAAACGCCCUGGUUAGUACCUUCAAGAGGAACAACAUCGUCUUCGAUUCUCACUGAAAGCGUGAAGUCACAGGCUUAUACUCUUGAAGGUGGACUAGUUUAAAACUUUGUUUAACUUGGUCCACUUGAUGUAUGGAGCGCCAAGUGUAAAGAUCUUUAUUCUAUACAAUUACUGUUGUCGUAUUUUACCAAAAUAAACGAAAAAUAUUCUGUCAUAAAAUAAAAAUUAUACCGGUAAAUUAAUUUCAUAUUGAAAUGAAUUUUGUUUCUUCAUCUAGUUACAGAACUAUUGUAUUUUUUUAAAAUUAGGGAAUAGGGAGUUUUACACUUAGCGCUCCAUAAAUCAGUAUACUAAGUCUACACCCUUAAACCUGGAACUGACUUUAGUACGCCUAUAAUCGGUAGCUCGCGAAGUGAAUGGCUAAAAUCUGCCGCUGUCAAUAAAUUGUUUAAGUAAAUCAGAAUAUUGUUUCUAUAAUCCAAGUUUACCUUCAAUUAUGUGUUAUAGUUUGCACAAAGAGUGCAUACGUUACAUUUUGGUCCUGAUAACAAUUUAUGAGAGUUUCUCGAAUGGUAAGAAUUAUUUGAAUUUGUAUUGUAGAAAUGUUUGAAUUUCAAAUGUCACGAAUUCAAAUAAUUCCUGCCAACCUACAGACCCUCAAGAAUGUCAUCCUCAUCGUUCAUGGUUAUUCUAUAUGUCAUUUAACUUGCCUACGGCAAAGGAUGUGAUUUUGAUGUUGAUACUUGUACGCACAAGAAUUUUAUUUGCCGUUUCGAAAUAGUUACGUUAAAAGAUAGUGUAAUAAAAAUGAAAAUUGGAUGUAGAAAUUAUAAUGAAAAGAGAAAUGUUUCUAUAGCAAAGGACAACUAUUAGACCUAUUACCCUACAGUAAUAUUUUCAAAAUUUCCAUUAACCACCCCCCCCCCCCAUUCUCCCCCGGAAUUACUGAUAUUUAGCAAAUUAGUUAACAUUUUGUGUCGCCCAAACUGUGGAUUGUUGUGUUAAAGUACGAGAUCCGAAUAUUUUGUAUAUAACAUUUUCAUAUUUUGUACAUUUUGUAUAUUAUUCACAAUAUCCCCAUUUAAAACAUUUUUCUGUGAAGUAAAACAUCAAAAAGAAUUUUGCGAACAUUAAAAAUCCUACUUUUUUAUGAAUUUCUGCGGGAAUACACAUUUCAAUGCCUUUGAUGUUAAGGCAAACAGCUAUGAAAAUGCAUUUACUCUGCAUUUCCUAUUCUUGCAUAUAUAUUCUUACUACUAUUUAUGCUAGCAGUAGCAUGUAUAAGAUCAGUAAAUGUAAUAUUAUAUCAGAGCUGAAAAUGCCAAUAUAUUUGUUACUCAAUAAUUACCCUUUUUGAAGUGCAUGUUCCUAGACAAGUUUAUUUCAUAUUACUUAAAUCGCAUAUCAUUUGCAGCUUUAAGAUCCUCAAAAGAACAUCAGGCUCGCUAAUAUGUUUUUUUUUUAAUCUAUCCUUUUCAUCGGUAAGGCCUACCUUUGAAUUGCUAAAUAAACUUGUAUAAAUGUUUGGUUUCGGUGUUAUAACAGCAUGUGUGUUACCACGCCACGGUAUCCAUUUCAAAAUUGGUUCAGCUCAAACACGUCUAUGCACUUUUUGAUAUUUUAUCCUUUGUAAUUAAGAUGUUCAUGAAAUGUAGAAAUUAAAGUUCUUACACAGGUUAUAUCUGUA